Messenger RNA from Oreochromis aureus, 1371 nucleotides. RefSeq names its product male-enhanced antigen 1 (gene mea1). Gene Ontology annotation, biological process: spermatogenesis. The record is from RefSeq and is a predicted model, not a curated record. The transcript is spliced from 4 exons. Lineage: Eukaryota; Metazoa; Chordata; Actinopteri; Cichliformes; Cichlidae. Bases 146 to 796 code for a protein of 216 amino acids.
CACUACGUACUCUGACGUCAUCGCUGUUGCGUCCUUACGUACCCGGAAGUAUUUGUGCGCAGUAGCGGCUGCAGCUAGCAGCGGCUAACAGUCCCCGUAGCAGCUUCGAGCGGACAGACGGAACGACAGACAGGUGUGUCUGUGGAUGGAAGUGUGCAGCUCUGUGAUGGGACCAGAGCGCGUCUUACCGAGCUCCGAGGACGAGCUGGGAGAGGACGAGCGACCGACAGACGGAACGCUGCCACCGCCGCCGGGUGCCAUGUGGGGUGGGGGGGAUGGAGAGGAGGAGGAGGAGGCUGUGGGGGAGAUGGAGCUGGAUGGCGAGGAGGAGGAAGAGGAGGAAGAUGGCAGUGGGGGAGGGUAUUACUACCAGCCUCUGAACCAGGAGCCCGACGGCGUGAACGGCGGCCAACAGCCAGAGGACGACGAGGAGAAGCGGGGGGAGGAGACGGGGGAGGCGGCCUCCCACUCCGAGCAGCUGCAGCAUGUUCAGCAGCGGAUAGAGGUGAUGGGGCUGCACCUCCCCGAAGCUCCGCCUCCUGACAGCGACGAGGAAGAGGACCCCGAGGGGGCAGCUGCUCAGAGGAGCCGCGCCUCCAUCCCCAUGGAUGCAGAUCACGUGGAGCUGGUGAAGAGGACGAUGGCGGCCGUGGCGCUGCCGUCUUUGGGCGUGCCGCCGUGGGCACGGGAGAUCUCCGAUGACCAGUGGAAGGACAUGGUGCGUGACACGUUGCAGAGCCGACAGAGUGCCGCCGCCCUGCGCCUGCCGCGCUGUGCAAACCUCCCCGGGCCCUGAACGCACCACAAGAACUACAUCAUCUCUGAACUCUGACUGUCCUUGAAUGCACCACAUAGACUUCACCGUCACCGCGGGACCCUGAACGCAUCGCGACCAUUCUUACAGAUUAAUGGACUGAACACAGCACAGCCACUUCAGGAGCCCUGGACACCUGAGCUGAGCUCACCUGUAGCUCAUUAUGACCACUUCAGGGCCCAAAGAUAAAUACAGAGCUUUGUGUUUCUCCAGAAAAAUGUAAUUUAUUGAAGUAGUAAAGAUUCUGGUGUUUCUGUUUAUCACUGGAUAAAUAAUCAGAUAUGUAACUAACAAUAAAAUUGUUUUCUAACUUUAAAAUCAUACAGAUGUAUAAAUCAGUUAUUGACUGCAUCUGCUGAUCGGUGGUAAAACAUCAGUUAUUGAUCACUGUUUGAUAACUCACGCCUGACUUAUUUUGCACCUGUGUGGAAACCCCUUCCUAUCUUUCCCUUUCCAAAUAAAAACGUCACACCGGCGCAUGGUGUAGUUUCACUGGAAUAUUUUUUUCUUGGCUCUGUGACGAGUUUUUAAACUGAAUAAAUAAAGUCCUACUUUAA